Messenger RNA from Symsagittifera roscoffensis, 1103 nucleotides. RefSeq names its product WD repeat-containing protein 18-like. Gene Ontology annotation, biological process: DNA-templated DNA replication; rRNA processing. Lineage: Eukaryota; Metazoa; Xenacoelomorpha; Acoela; Convolutidae. The record is from RefSeq and is a predicted model, not a curated record. Bases 114 to 1103 code for a protein of 329 amino acids. Gene Ontology annotation, molecular function: protein binding. Gene Ontology annotation, cellular component: nuclear pre-replicative complex. The transcript has 3 exons.
CAAUGAGACUAAGCCAAUCCUGCAUGUCUGGAGCUCUGAAACACAUGGCACAAAGCAACCAGAAAGCAGAACUAUGAUACCCGGAACUCUGACUUGUUUGGCCGUGAGCCCCGAUGAGAACUAUUGCGCCGGAUCUGUUAAAGUUUCAGACAGCCCUCUACUUGUGGCUCAUUUCGAGCGGAGACUUGGUUGCACUGCGGUCGAAUGUACACUUCCAGCGAAUCACGAAUAUUCUUUUUCUAUCAGACAACGAACGAGUCGUAACAGCCUCUCAAGACUCUCGGAUCAAAAUAUUCUCCAUAUUCCAGCUCAUAAAUGAGCAAGGAAUCACAGGCGACAGUGAUGCCCUCUUCACCCUGUCGGGGCAUACAAUGCCAAUCAGUGGACUCACCUGCUCCAGUAUAGACUUGGCAAAAAACUGGAUCUUCUCAUGCUCUAUGGACAAAACGGUCAAAGUUUGGGAAGGUAACUUCGGGCAGAUCUUGUCCACAUUCGUUCUGGAAUCGACGCCUACCUGUAUAUUAACGAACAGCACCUUGGAAUCUAUUUUUGUCGGUCACCUAGACGGGUCUAUAUUGUCUAUCACAUUGAAACCCAAAGACACGUACAAGCAAGUAAACAUGUUAACCAACGAAAUCAAUCAGAAAAUGACCGGCCAUCAUUCAGAAUUGACAUGUCUGCAGAUAUCAGUUGACAGUGCCGUUCUAUUCUCUGCCAGUACAGACAAGACUGUCAAAGUAUGGCUUGUCAAAAAUUUGCAAUGCAUACGAACAUUGAAUUUUGAAAGCGCUGUCACCAACUUAAAGGUUUCUUUGCUCAACAUUUGUGAAAAAUUUUCAUAUCAUCGUGAAAAGUUACCUCAGUUUUCAAGAACGAUGACUGAUUUAAACCAAUUUACUGUGUUGUCAGUGAGAAAUUUCACAGCCAUUGGUUUGGAAAGAUCUGAAACUGAGAAAAGUGAAAAUGUUUUAGUGCAUAAUUUUGAGUGUAUUGAAGAUGAUGAACAAGAAGAUGAUGAUCUCGCAUAUGAUGUCAAAAGACUGAAAAUUGAAACUGAAAAUAAAUUACGAGAUUUAUUCUCAAAAUUUGCUGAUACCAUUUGA